Knipowitschia caucasica is the source of this 375-nucleotide messenger RNA. The record is from the annotation of a GenBank genome assembly. NCBI's taxonomy places the organism in Eukaryota, Metazoa, Chordata, Actinopteri, Gobiiformes, Gobiidae.
AUGAAGCGUCCGUUCAGCCCGUCACUCCUUCUAACCACGGACUUCCCGGCGCUCUCGGUGCAAAUGGACGCUUGCAACGCCCAAAACUUGACCGCGCUUCACCCGGACUUCCACCAGGCUCCACACGGGGGCGCCCUACACACCUCCUCCUCUUCCUCGGCCCAGCAUCACAGGCCGAAGCGGGAGAGGAAACAUCGCAGCUUCACUCUCUGCGACGUGUGCAACAUUCAGCUGAACUCGGCGGCUCAGGCCCAGAUCCACUACAACGGGAAGUCGCACCAGAAGAGGCUCAAGCAGAUCAGCAACGGGAAGCUACGGGAAGUCGCCACAGGUAGGAACGCAAAAAAAGAAAUUACAACGUUUACCAAACGCUGA